AUGUGUACAUGCACCUGCGGCGAUUCGAACCGUCCAGGGACUAUUCCUAUCUUGCCUAAGGAAUCUUCGCGAAGCUCCCAGCCUAGAUCAGAGGGCCAAGCAAAGCGCAGCCUUCCCAGCCCUCUCAAUCUCAGGCCAAAAGCUCAGCAGCCCCAACCCCCCAGCAUGGAAGACGAGCCCAAGCGCUUUCAGAUGGCAUAUGACAUGGGCACAGUGCGGAGAUAUUACCACCAGGUUCACAAGAAGGAAAGCGAAACUCCUCCGGCAGUUAGAGAGGACGAAGAGUGCGACCUUAAAGUAAUCUAUGAGAUCCUCAGUAAGGAGGGCUACAAGAACCAGGCGAAGCUUCGAACGACGAUCUGGUGA
Messenger RNA from Symbiodinium pilosum, 366 nucleotides. The record is from the annotation of a GenBank genome assembly. Lineage: Eukaryota; Dinophyceae; Suessiales; Symbiodiniaceae.